Molecule: messenger RNA, 28021 nt
Organism: Crotalus tigris (Tiger rattlesnake)
Lineage: Eukaryota; Metazoa; Chordata; Lepidosauria; Squamata; Viperidae
Gene: SYNE1
Product: spectrin repeat containing nuclear envelope protein 1
Exons: 147
Coding region: 861-27392 (8843 amino acids)
Cellular component (GO): membrane
Molecular function (GO): protein binding
Source: RefSeq, a predicted model, not a curated record
GCCCCAAUAGCUGCUCCUGGCAAGAAAGUCUGCCUCUGGCGAAUGGCCAGAGGCAGACUUUCUCGGGCAGGCGCGCGCUCGGGUCCUCGGACUCAAAGAGGGCGCCCCGAUCCUGCCUCGCGCGUGCCCGCCCAGGCCCAUCUGGCCUGACUCUGGCGCAGCAUCUCUGCUCGGCCGGAUCCUGGAGCGGCCGCCGAGUUCACCUCUCUCUCCCUCCCUCCAUUCCAGUAGACGCGCACGCACCUGCUCCCUUUCCUGCCUUCCUUUCUAGCCUCCCUCCAGACGCGGAAGUAAAAAAAAAAACAAAACAAAAAACAAAAAAAAAAACCACCCAGCAGCUGAGGAAGAGCCCUGCGUACUCCGCUGAAGGCGGCGAGAAAGAGGCGGGGCUUCCCGAGACCCGCUGGCUACUGCUAGGUGCAGUAGUGCAUACACCUCUCGGUGGCUGCGCGCGCGCGUCUGUGCGUUCGUUUGUAUGUGUCUGUGUCUGUCUCUGUAUGUAAACGCGGCUGUCGCUGGGGUAGGAUUGUUGCCCUCGGUAACCAGGGAACCUGUCCGAGGCUUUCCGGCCGCACCGGAGCUCUGGGAGAUUCAGGCGGGACGUGGUGGGUCAGGCUUGUUGUUUUUAGAGGACAGUUUGGAGAGGCAGCGAGGGACUGCAACCGCCGCCAGCCGCCCGGGAACGUGAAGAAGGCCUGAAUUGCAAGCAAUUGAAUGAGAACAGUCCUAAAACAGUGGCAAGCCAGACAGUUAUAUGCCUACCAUUUAAAGCUGCCAUGACUUGCUAUGGCGUGCCAUUCUGCAACUAAUGAUGCUUUAUAAAGAGAACUGUUGAAACGUUGCACUUCAGAUAGACAAUCAUGCAGAAAAAAACAACACCGUUGCCACGUGGCGCAAUGGCAUCCUCAAGAUUAGGAGGAAGAACAUCCCGGGAUAUUGCUGGAGUGAUGCAGAGACUCCAAGAUGAACAAGAAUCUGUGCAAAAGCGGACUUUCACAAAGUGGAUCAACACACAUCUAGCCAAGCGCAAUCCUCCCAUAAUAGUCAAAGAUCUAUUUGAAGACAUUAAAGAUGGAAUUGUAUUGAUUGCUCUUUUGGAGGUCCUUUCGGGACAAAAAUUGCCUUGUGAACAAGGGCGAAAAUUGAAGAGAAUUCAUGGAGUGGCCAAUAUUGGUACUGCCCUUAAGUUUCUAGAAGGACGUAGGUCCGUGUAUAGAGGAUCACCGAUUAAGCUUGUCAACAUUAAUUCAACUGAUAUUGCUGAUGGAAGACCAUCUAUUGUGCUUGGUUUGGUGUGGACAGUAAUCCUGUAUUUCCAGAUAGAAGAACUUACCAGCAACCUGCCACAGUUGCAGUCACUCUGCAGUAGUACAUCAUCUGUGGAUAGUGUUGUCAGUUGUGAGACUGCCAGCCCACCCUCCAAGCGGAAAGUUUUUACUAAAGUCCAGGGAAAUGCAAAGAAGGCUUUGCUAAAAUGGGUGCAGUACACAGCAGCAAGGCAAACUGGAAUUGACGUCAAGGAUUUUGGACAAAGCUGGAGAAGUGGUAUUGCCUUUCAUUCAGUUAUUAAUGCUAUCCGUCCGGAACUAGUGGAUUUGGAGAAGGCAAAAACACAAUCUAACAAAAAAAAUUUGGAAGAGGCCUUUACAAUUGCAGAAUCAGAAUUGGGAAUCCCAAGACUCCUUGAUCCUGAAGAUGUGGAUGUGGAUAAACCAGAUGAAAAAUCAAUUAUGACCUAUGUAGCACAGUUUCUGAAACAUUAUCCAGAUCUUCAUAAUGCAGCAAGUGAUGCACAGGAGGCAGAUAAAGAUCAACUGAUGCUAAGGGAUCUGAAAAUUUGGAUUGAACAAUUUGAAAGAGACUUGUCAAGGACACAAAUGAUGGAAGCAAGCUUACAAGAAAAAUACCAGUCAUUCAAACAUUGCAAAGCACAAUACGAAGCAAAGAAGAAACAAGUUGAACGUGCAAUCCAGUCUUUAAGAAAGGACGGAAAACUUUCCCUUGAUCAAGCUUUGGUGAAGCAAGCCUGGGACAAAGUUACUUCUCAACUUUUUGAAUGGCACUUGUAUCUUGAUAAAUCUCUUCCUGCGCCUCUGGGCCCUAUCGCAGCCUGGCUUUGUAGGGCUGAGACCUCUGUUAGAGAAGAAAUCUCCAUUCAACAAUCUCAUGAGGAAACUGCAGAUGUGUUACAUCGGAAACUUGAACAGCAUAAAGAUAUGCUUAAAAAUGUAGAGGGGUACAAAAGGACAUUCCAGGAAAUCCGCCGAGCUCAGUCUGUCAAUGGAGUCCCUAUUCCGUUAGAGCAGCUUGAUGAUAUGGCUGAAAGGUUUAAUUUUGUCGCCUCAUCAUCUGAUCUCCAUCUGCUGAAAAUGGAGUUCUUGGAACUGAAGUACCGCUUGCUGUCACUCUUGGUCCUGGCUGAAUCAAAAUUAAAAUCCUGGAUUAUCAAAUAUGGAAGAAGAGAUUCUGUUGAGCUGCUUCUUCAGAAUUAUAUGACUAUUAUAGAAAACAACAAAUUUUUUGAGCAGUAUGAAAUUACAUAUCAGAUCUUGAAAAAAGCAGCUGAGAUGUACGCCAAUGCUAAUGGCUCAUCGGAAGAAAUAGAGAACAUUAAGAAGUUCAUGAAUGAUACAACAACGCAGUGGAGGCACUUGUCAGUUGAAGUGAGAAGUGUUCGGAGUAUGUUAGAAGAAGUCAUUUCUAACUGGGAUCGAUAUAGCAAUACAGUCGCCAUUUUGCAGGCCUGGCUUGAAGAUGCUGAAAAAAUGCUGAAUCAGCCUGAACAUGCUAAAAAGGAUUUCUUCCGGCAUUUACCACAAUGGAUUCAGCAACAUACUGCAAUGAAUGAUGCCGGUAAUUUUCUGAUUGAAACAUGUGAUGAGACUGUUUCCAGAGAUUUAAAACAACAAUUGCUCUUGCUAAAUGGACGAUGGAGAGAAUUAUUUAUGCAAGUUAAACAAUAUGCUCGGGCUGAUGAAUUAGACAGAAUAAAGAAGGAAUAUUUGGAUGGAGUGGCUGCCUUGUCUGCUUUUAUUGAUGAUGCAAAGAGGAAAAUCCACGCACAUUUAGAAGUGUCCUUUCUAAACGUAAAGUUGUUUGUCCAAGAAAUGGAGGAUAUUAAACAAAAAGCACUCAUUAUGGAAACCCAGUACAAGAUGAUAACAAGGACAGCACAAAUGGUUACCAAGGAAAUUCCACAAGAAGAAGUCAAUGAAAUGCUUGCACGAAUGCAAAGAAUCAAAGGACAGCUCAGCAAGGUGAAGGAGUUUUGCCCAGUUGUGCUGUUUGAUUCACAAGAAUUACUUCCUCAUCUUGAAGAAUUAGAGAAACAAAUUACACAUUUUCAUGAAUCUCUUGACAAGAUAAAUGAAAUUAUUUCUAUAUUAGAUCCUGAAGCCCAGCCUGCUCAUGUUUUUAAACAGCAACACCAGGAUCUGGUAGCUUAUCAAGAAAACUGCAAAAAAGCCUUGUUAUUAGUUGAAAGAAAUAGUCAGAUUAUCACAAAGCUUCUGGCUUCAAGUAAAGUGUUAAAUCACUUCAGCUUUUCUGUACUUCAGAAGAAAAUGGUGGAAAUUCAAGCUGCUUUUCAGGAUAUGGUGCAGAAGACCGGUGAUUGGAAGAAAAAUGUUGAGGUAAAUAGUCGUUUGAUGAAGAAAUUUGAAGAAUCUAGAACAGAGUUGGAAAAAGUUCUCCAGACUGCCCAAUGCUGUCUAAAAGAAAAAGGCAAUCCUGAAGAACUUCUCCGGAAACAUACGGAAUUUUUCAGUCAGUUGGACCAAAGGGUGCUCAAUGCUUUCCUGAAAGCUUGUGAUGAACUUACUGACAUCCUUCCUGAGCAAGAGCAACACACCCUUCAGGAAGCUGUGCGGAAAUUGCACAAGCAGUGGAAGGAUCUCCAGUCAGAAGCUCCAUACCAUUUACUCCGCUUAAAAAUAGAAGUGGAAAAAAGCAAACUCCUAGUAACAGUGCAAGAAUGUCACACUGAACUCAAUCGACAGCAUGAGCUCAUGACCAAGGAGAGCAGUGAAAAAAUAAUUAAGGAGCACAAGAUGUUUUUUGGUGACAAAGGGCCUUUACAACAAUGUGAGAAACGACAGCAGCUGAUUAAAGAACUGUGUUUGAAACUACCAGAAUGGGAUCCAAUUAAAAUGACCUCUGAAAGUAGCCAAAAAGAUCUCAGUGAACUUAAAACUCAAGUUGCCAGGACCUACAUGAAAUUAAUAAAUCAACCAGAUAAAUGGCAAGAAUACAAGAACAGAUUUUCUGAAUUACGAAGCUGGAUUUCAUCAAAGGAGACACAACUUAAAACAAUUAAGAAUGAUUCAGCUGAUACUACUAAAUACAAACAGUUUAAAACAUCAAUAGAGGAAUUUAGGCAAGAUGCCUGCAAGAAGGGAGAAAUUAUCAUCUGGUUGAAAUCUAGGCUUGUUGCCUUAUCUGAGGUUUCUUCUGAGAGUGAAGUAAAAAAACAAGGGGAUGAACUUUCAGUGCUUGCUAGUGACUUUAAGAAAAUGUUAGCCUUGUUGUCAGAGAUUGAGAAGACAUUAGGUGCGGUUGGAGAUUGUGUUCAAUACACCGAAGAGGUGAAAGGCACAUUAGAAGAACUGAUCACAAACUCAAAAGAAGCUCAGACAGAAGUUGAAAAAAUCUUAGAUGUUGAUAAUUUGUUACAGGCCCAGCAAAUCCUUCUCUAUCAUCAGGUUGAAUUGGAAAGAUGGAACAUUUUAAUUUUCUGUACUAAGAUGCUGAAGCAAAAGUCAAAGAGGCUUCAUGCAAAAAGGCAAGAUGUACAACAACAAAUUGCCCAUAGCAAAGAGCUACAAAUUGAAGGUGGUUUGUCUCCUGCUGUGCAAGAAGAUUUAUGGAAGUUGGAGAGUACCUUAGAAAGCAUGCAGCAAUCUAUGGAACAACGCGGAGAUCAGUUGCAGCUCACAAUAAACACAUGGGAACAGUUUGAAAGAGAGAAAGAAACAAUUGUCAAGUAUUUGAGUCAUGCAAGCUCUGCCCUUGAACGCAUCUUAAGUUUUAGCAGCUUGGAGAGUUUGGCAUCAGAAUUAGAAAAGACAAAAGAACUUUCCAAGCAGACCGUAGCCAUGGCCAUGGAAGCGGAGAGUCUAGUCAAGAAGUCUUUUGCCAUACAGCUUGGUCAGAGGAGCAAAGAGAGCCUUCAGCAGCAAGCAAAGUCGAUGCAGGAACAAGUUAAAAAAGUAGAAGCUACCCUUGAAGAAGAUAUUAAAACCAUGGAAAUGGUGAAAGACAAGUGGGAUCAGUUUGGGAAAAAAUUUGAAGCAUUGUCCGUCUGGAUCAAUGAAAAAGAAAAAGCGCUGGAUGCCUUGGAAAUAUCAUCAUCUUCCCUGGAUGUGCAAAUCAACCAAAUUAAGGCUGUUAAGAAUGAAAUAGCUGAUAAGGACAACGAAAUGCCAAAGCUAGAAGAAGAUGCUCAACUUUUCUCUCAGUAUCUUACUUCUGGAGAAUCGGCACAUAUUAAAGCCAAGAUGACACAGAUUAGGAGAUACUGGGAAGAAUUCAGAGACCACGCACAGAAUUUGGAAGGAACCAUCGCAGGAAGGGCAUCGGUGCAGCAAAAAUUUGAGGAAAACUUUAGAAAGAUUCAAGAAGACUUAAGCAGUUCUGAAGCCAAAGUGAUAGAGCUUGAUAUCUCAUCCUGUUCAUUAGCAGAAACCUAUAAGGCUCUCCAAGACCUUACGGACCUCUCACAAGAUCUGGAAAGAAUGAAUCAAGCACUGACUUCUUUAGCAUCUGGCUCUCGCAAACUUACAAACAAAGAAAAAGCAAAUCAAGAUAUUGUCAUGCUUCAGCAAAAACAUGAAAAUAUUGUGAAACAAGUGAAAGAGAAAUAUGACUCUUUAGAGACUCAUCUAGUACAAUGUCAGAGAUUGGAGAAGGAUUUGUCUACCUUUUUGACUUGGUUAGAGAAGUGUGAAACUACAGUCAGACCUACAGAACAGCAUGUUUCUGCUGACAAAGUUAAAGUAGAAAAUGAACUACAAUUACUUCAAGAUUUGAAAAUGGAUAUUGCAUCUCAUGAUUCGCAUUAUACUAGCAUAUUCCAGUUGAAUGAGACACUAUUUAAAGCAAGUUGCAGUGAAAGUCUGAGAUCAGUUAAAAAAGAAUUAGAAAAAGUUGAUGAAAGAUGGAAAAAUCUACCUCAGACUGUUAACAGGAGGAUAAUUUUCCUCCAGUCCGUGCUUGAUGAACACAGACAAUAUGAUGAGCUUCUUCUCAAUUUUUCUGAAUGGAUCAAGCCAAUUCUUUGUAAACUACAGCAAACUUCAGAGAUUAAUAUAACCGAUCAACAACCUGCUAUACGUCAGAAUAAGGAGCACAAAUUAGAAGUGGAAGGAAAAGACAAAGAGCUACAGAGUCUGAAGAGUCAUGUUGAAAAGUUGUGUUCUUUUACUCAGCCAGAAGAUCACAGUGUAUUCCAAAAUAAGGUUGAAGACUGUGUCCAGUUGUACCAAGAGGCUGUUCAAGUAAUCAGCCGCCGUCAGGAUGUUCUUCCCCAUCUCAAGGCCUUUUUAGAACUUCAUAUCUCUGCAUCACAUGUACUUCACCAGUUGAGACAAAAGGUAGAAACAACAAAAAACAUAGAUAAGUUAAAAUCAGAAAUGCUGAAGAAGCAGCUAAGUGAUGUCGUUCAAGAUGUCAACAAACUGGAAUCUACAGCAGCCAGUUUAGAUGUAUCCCUUACUAAAGCCCACUACCACCUGAAACAAGGAAACUCUGAGCAGAGGAGUUCCUGCAGUAACAUUGCUGACAACGUCGGUAUAGAACUGGAAUCCAUUCAGUCUUUGCUUGGAUCUAAGCAAAGUGAAGCAGAGGCCCUUAGUGCUCUUCGUUCAUCCAUCCUAGAGCGUAAAGAACAUCUCUUAAAACGAAUUGAAGAUCUUGAAGAAAGGGCUGACAAGGAAGGCCUGAAGGAACCAAACCUUCAGGAAGUCCAGCAAAGGUUAAGGAUUUUCAACCAGCUGGAUGAUGAACUGAAUUCUCACCAGCAUGAAUUGAAAUGGCUAAUGAGCAAAGCAAAGCAAAUUGCUUUAAAAGAUAAUCAUUUUGCCCCAACAAUUGACAAAGAGAUUAAUUGUCUGGAAGCAACUUGGGAUGAUACAAAGAAACUAAUCCAAGAAAAGCAGGAGCAAUGUUGUGUCCUUCUUGAUAUUAUGAGACAGUAUCACAAUCUGAAAAAUGCAGUUUCUAAAGCAAUAGAGGAUGCCCGCACUGUAACAGUGACCAAAGCCAUGCUAAAAGACCAGGGAGAUGCGCAAAGGGCCUUAUCAAAGCAUGAAGCAGCCAGGAACGAGCUGAAUGAUAGACAGGCUGAACUGGAUGCCUUCACUAACAAAGGAAAACACCUCAUUGCAGAGCUGAAAAAGAUACCAAACUGUGAUGCUCGGAUGAUAAAAAUUGAGAUGGACAGUACUGUGGACAAAUGGUUAGACGUUUCAGAAAAAAUUGAAGACAACUUAGAUAAGUUGAGCGUUAGUGUGACUUUGUGGGAAGACAUACUUGCCAUCCGUGAUAAUAUUGAAGGAUGGUGCAAUAACACCAUCUCCCAGUUGAAUGACAUCAUAAAUAACUUGGCGAACUGUCGUGGAGCUGAAAUUUUCUUGGAUGAAUUUCAGUCUGAGUUGAAGCACAAAGAAGAGAAGUUGGAGCAAAUGAGUUCAAAGAUAUAUGAGCUUAAAGAAUUGGUAAAUGUAGAAGAACUUCCUCCAAUUCUUCUGUUUUUAGAUGCUGAUUUAAAGAAGAAGAUAAUGCAUAGCAAAGCAAUGUACGAUAUAGCUAAAGAAACUUUGAAAGAUUUUAAUUCUCAGAAGACACAGUUAUAUAACUUCGUUACUCAGAUGGAAAACUGGUUUGUCAAUACAGAAGAAUCACUAUUAAACUGCAUUCAUAGUCAGGUUCCAUCAGACCUUGGGACAGUCAAUAAAAUACAGAAGGAGAUCCGCCAACAGCAGAAGAAUUUUGAUUCUACACUGGAAAUGCUUAAUGGCCUCUGCCGCAAAUAUCCAUCAUUGGAGUUGGAAACUCUUGGAGGCACUAUAACCUCCCUGAUAAAGAAAUUUGAAGCUGUAAAUCAGAUGAGUUUGAAAACUCAGGGAUCUUUACAGGAGUCCCUAGAAAAACAUUUCUUACAAUCUAUGGAGGAGUUUCAAAACUGGUAUUCUAAUCUGAGAAUUGCAGUAAAAGAUAUAAAUAUUGCAUCUGGGGACAGUAAAGCUGUUGAAGCAAAACUCCACAAACUACAGAAAGUGCUAGACUCUUUUAAUGAAGGAAAGGCUAAACUGGAGUCAGCCUGCCAGGAAGGAGAAAAUCUGUGUACUUAUUUGCCUAAACCGUCUGUGAAUGGUAUUCAAGAACAGAUAUCUAAAGCUCAUCAGGACUUUGAAGCAUUUCUAAAACAAUGUUUGAAAGAUAAACAAGAUUUGGAAGAAUGCAUUGCAGAAUUGGAAAGUUUUGAAGACCGGUGUAAAAGCUGGAGUUUGUGGCUUCGUGAAAAGAAGGAAAGAAUAAACACAGAAGCUCUGGGUGAACACAGACAGCACAUCCCAGAUAAGAAAGACGAGGUACAGAAAGUAGAAGCCUUUUUGGAAGAACUUCUGCUUGCAAGAGAAUCCUUUGAUAAACUCUCUCAAAAGGCAAAAAUUUUAAGUGAGAAAGACUACAGCACCGGAAUGGAGGUUCGCUUGGCCUCUCAGCAGUUUUCUGCUUAUCAGAAUUUAAUCCAGGAAGUAAAGGAGAAGCUGCGGCUCUCUCAGAUAGCCCUCCAAGAUCACCAGACUUUGGAGGAAGCUUUGCAGGAUAUGUGGACCUGGGUGAAGGAUGUUCAAGGAAAACUCAGCUGUGCUGAGGGCACCCUUGGGGACAAAGUGACCUUGGAGAAAAGACACCUCCAAAUUCAGGAAAUCCUAUUAAUGAAAGGGGAAGGAGAGGUCAAGUUGAACAUGGCCAUUGGCAAAGCUGAACAAGCCCUUAAAACAAGUAAUGAAGAGGGACAGAAAAUGAUUCAGAGUCAGCUGCAAAGAUUAAAAGACCUCUGGGGCAGCAUCGUCAGCACCUCGGUCAGCUGUCAAAGCUUACUGGAGUUUGUCAUAAAUCAGUGGAAUUGCCACCUGGAGAAGAAAAGUCAGCUGGAUCAGUGGUUGGAUUCAAUAAAUCACAAAUUGAAAGAGCCUUUGGAACCUCAGAAUGGCCUGAAAGAGAAAUUUUCCCAGCUGGACUGCUUCCAAGCUAUUGUUUCAGAAGUGGAAGAACAUUCUAAUGACCUACACCAGCUCAUAGUAAAAGCCAGAGAACUGCACGAGAAAACACAGGAUGAUUCUUUUGGAGAAACUGCUCAAGAGGAGUUGAAAACACAAUUCACAAAUAUUGCAACGGUUGCUAAGGAAAAGAUGAAAAUAGCUGAAGAUAUUGUAAAAGACCAUCUGUUACACCUCGAUGCAGUGCAUGAAUUUUCUGAUUGGCUUCAUUCAGCAAAAGAAGAGCUUCACCGCUGGUCAGACACAUCAGGAGAUUUGUCUGCCAUACAGAAAAAAUUAGCCAAAAUCAAUGAGCUGAUAGAUUCCAGACAGACUGGUGAGGGUCGCCUCCACAGGAUCGAAACACUGGCUCCUGCCGUGAAAAAGAACACAAGCGUUCAAGGAGGCAAAGACAUGGACGCCGAAAUGCAAGCCCUCCAAUCCGACUGGAAACAGUGGGAAGAGAAUGCUUUCCAGUCCCAAAACAAGCUGCAGGAACUGGAGAGUCAGAUGGCCUGGUCAGAGCAGGAGUUUGCAGCUCAGGCUGUUCUUCUGGAAGAGGCCUUACAGCGUUUCAGCACGUUGCUUGCAACCUGGUCUAAAGGCCUGACCCCUCUGGACAGUAAGCACACAGACCAAGAGCUGGUUGAAUGCUGGCACCGAGAAAAGGAAACUCUGGAUGCCCUAACAAAGGCCGAGUCUAUUAAUGAUGAUAUUAAGACUCAGUUAAAUGAUCUUUGCCGGUUUUCCAAAGAUUUAAGCAGCUAUUCUGCAAAGGUUUCCCAGUUAUUUAAAGAAUAUAAUAGUCUUUGUCUACAAGCUUCAAAGGGAUGCCAAAGCAAAGAGCAGGCCUUGCAGCAGAGAUUCAGGACAGUCUUCAGAGAUUUUCAGCAAUGGCUGGUCAAUUCCAAAAUCACUACUGCCAAAUGUUUUGAUGUGCCUCAAAAUGUCAAUGAUGUUACAGCUAACAUACAGAAAAUACAGGAAUUCUUAUCUGAAACUGAGACUGGUCAACAUAAAUUAAAUUUAGUGGUGUCCAAAGGAGAACUGUUAAGUUCUAUAUUACCUAAAGAAAAAGUUAAAUCCAUUCACAUCAAAAUUGCUUCAGCUAAAGAGGACUGGAAGAAAUUUAUUUCCACUCUGCAUCAAAAGGAAACAGCUUUAGAGAAUUUAAAGGUACAGAUGAAACACUUUGAAACAAAUGCUGAACCUCUUCAAGACUGGUUGAAUAAAACCAAAGAAAUGGUGCAAAGUAGUAAUAAUAAUCUGCGUGACCUUCCCACUAAAAGGAGAGAACAUCAGAAAUUACAGUCUUUUCUUGAAGAAAUAAAAUGUAAUGAGCCUCAGCUCAACAGAUUAAAAGAAAAAGCUCAGCAGCUUUGGGAAGAACAAGCUGCCAGCAAAAACUUUGUGCACAGAGUUUCUCAGCUAUCAUCUCUCUAUCUUGCUCUGAGCAACCUAACAAAGGAAAAGGUCUCCAGAAUGGACAGAAUAGUAGCAGAGCACCAACAGUUUUCUCAUGGAUUAAAGGAGCUUCAGGACUGGAUGGCAGAUACAAUUCAGGUGCUUGAAUCUUACUGCUGCCCCACGGCAGACAAAAACGCCCUUGAUAAUAGAAUGGCAAAGCUUGAGGCAAUCCUUUCAUUAAAGCAAGAGAAAGAAAUUCAAAUGAAAAUGGUAGUGACAAGAGGAGAAUCUGUUUUACAAAAUACGUCAGUAGAAGGAGCAUCUGUGAUUGAACAACAGCUGAAAACUCUGAAGGACACCUGGGCUUCCCUCUUGUCUACAUGUAUCCACUGCAAAAGCCAGCUCGAAGGAGCUCUCUCCAAGUGGACAAGCUACCAGGAUGAUGUUCAGCAGUUUACUAGUUGGAUGGAUAAAGUAGAAGCAAUUAUGAAUGCCUCAGAAAGACAGUAUUCUGAACUGAGGGGAAAAAAAUCUUCACUCAGCAAAUCUAAGUUACUUAAGGAAGAAAUAUUUAGUCACAGUACACUGCUGGAAGCUAUUGAAGUCAAAAGCAUGGGCAUGACUGAGCAUUAUGUCACUCAGCUUGAACUGCAAGAUCUUCAUGAGAGAUACCAGCUUCUCAAAGACAGAAUAAUGGAAACAAUAACUAAAGCUGAAGAAUACGUGCAGUUGCAUCAAGAGUACCAAAAGAAUUUGAAGGCCUUUGAAGUAUGGUUGGAAAAAGAACAGGAAAAGCUCAACUGUUUAUCACAUCUUGAAGGUGAUACAGAGAGAUACGAAGCAACACUCCAAGAACUCCAGGAAUUACAGGUACAUUGUGCCGAAGGACAAGCAUUGCUUAAUGCAACACUCCAUGCUAGAGAAGAAAUAAUCCCAUGGGGUGCACCCCAGUUGGAAGAAAGAGUAUUGGAGUCUCUCCGUCAAGAUUGGACAGUCUACCAACACAGUCUUUCUGACAUUAGGAUACAGCUGAAUACUACCUUAAGCAGACUAAAACUGAUGGAGAACAAAUUUUUGAAGAUGGAUCAAUGGCUCAAAACUCUGGAGAAGAAAGUUAAUAUCAGGACUAGCCGGCAAUCUGACCGAGCCACAAAGGAAAUCCAGCUUCAGCAGCUGAAGAAUUGGCACGAAGAAAUAACAGUCUAUAAAAAUGAAGUUGAAGAAGUCGGUUUGUUGGCGCAGCAUUUCCUGGAGGAAAUUCGUACUUCCAGUAGGAUGGGAAGACAAGCAAUCCAACUUGCUUCUCGAUACCAAACUCUUGUUCUUCAUGUCCUGGAACAAAUAAAAUUCCUGGAAGAAGAAAUUCGAAGUUUGGAAGAAUCUGAACUAGCUUUCAGGGUUUACAAAGACUGGUCUGAAGCUAUCCUUAGGAAAUUCAGAAAUGUUGUGACAAAAUGUGAUGUAGCAGACAGAGCAUUAAUGGAGAAAAAAAUGAAGAAACUUGAGGAUCUCAUGAGUGACAUGGAUGUUGGCCAUAGUUUGCUCAAAUCUGCCCGUGAGAAGGGAGAGAGAGCUAUUAAGUAUAUUGAGGAAAAUGAAGCUGAACAACUAAAGAAACAAAUCAGUGAUUAUGUAGAACAACUUGAUGAAAUGACUUGUUCUAUCAGAAAGGAAUGUACAACCUUAGAGAAAUGUCUCCACUUAACAAAGGAAUUUUUAGAUAAGUAUAAAGUACAGACACAGUGGCUAACAGAUUAUCAAAUCAUACUGCACAAUACAGUGGAUCCCAAAAUGGAAUUAUAUGAGAAGAAGGCACAGUUAUCAAAAUACAAGACAGUGCAGCAGACUAUACUAUCCCAUGAACCUUUAAUCAAAUCUGUUGUGGAAAAAGGCGGAAGCCUUCUUGAAUUGAUCAGUGAUGCUAAUGUAGCUGAGAAUAUUCAAAAACUUCAGAAUGAAUACCAGGAGCUUUGCAAUAUAGCAAAGAUACAGGUUGCAAGCUUGGAAGAGAAAGUAAAACAACAUGAAGACUAUAAUAGUGUCUUACAGGAAGUGGAAAAGUGGUUGUUACAAAUGUCCAGCAGGCUGAUUACUCCUGAAUUCAUGGAAAACAGUGAUCUAGAAGUGAUAACACAACAAUUAGCCAGUUAUAAGGCAACAAUGGAAGAAAUUGCAGGAUUUGAAGAUCGCCUGAACAUCCUUAAAAGCAAGGGAGAUUCUUUAAUCAAAGAGUGUGCAGAACAUCUCCAAGCAAAAUUUAAACAAAACAUAGAAACCCAGCUGCAGGGAACGAGAGAUAGCUAUUCAGCCCUCUGUAGCACAACUCAAAAAUUAUAUCAAAGUUUGGAGUAUGAACUCCAGAAACAUGUUAACCAUCAGGAUACUCUUCAGCAGUGCCAAGCUUGGCUUACUACAGUUUGGCCAGAGUUAAAGUCCAAUCCUCAUCGACCUUCCAGUUCAGCAGAUGCUGUUAAGCAGGUUAAACAUUUUAGAGCCCUGCAUGAGCAGACAAAUACCUAUUUGGAUCUAUUAUGCUCCAUUGAUGAUUUAUCAGACAGCACAGUAAAAAAUGCAGCAACAGAUUUUCAAGAAGCAAAGCAAACGAUUGAAGAUAGGAUAAUGAACUCCCAGUAUCUUGCUCAGGGAUGGGAAGAAAUAACGCAAAUGAAAGAGGAACUUAGGAUAUAUUUCCAGGACGCAGAACAGCAACUGCAGAAUAUGAAGAGACGGGGAGCAGAGCUAGAAUUAAAUAUUGCUCACAAUAUGGUUUUACAGGUGCAGGACUUCAGCCAGAAGCUCCAAUCUAAACAGACAGUUUUGACUGCAGUGACUGAAAAAGUGAGCAAAUUGACAGAAGGGCAGGAGUCACCAGAGCACAAGGAAGUAGGACGCUUGAGCAACUAUUGGCUUGAUCUUUGCCUUCAAACAAGCAAUGUGCUCUUACGUAGAAAAGAAGAUCUUCAGAGAACAACAGAAUAUCAUGAUUGUCUAAGUGCGGUAGAAGUGUUUUUAGAAAAUUUUACACAGGAAUGGGAUCACUUAGCAAGAUCAGAUGCCGAGAGUACAGCUACACAUGUUGAGGCUUUGAAAAAAUUAUCAAUGGCUCUGAAAGAUAAACGGCUUGCUCUUGAAAACUUAAAGGAACAGAAGCAAAAAAUGACUGAACAUCUAAAUUUGGAUGAUAGAGAACUAGUCAAAGAACAGUCAGGAUACUUUGAGCAGUGCUGGAUCCAGCUAGAGGACCAUGUCAAGAAUAAAAUACAACUAUCUGUCACCACAUUACAAGAAUUGAAUGUUGUGCAAGCCAAACUUCAAGAGUUAAUGGAGUGGGCAGAAGAGCAGCAGCCUAGCAUCUCUGAAGCUCUUAAACAUAGCCCACCUCCUGAGCUGGCUCAAAAUUUUCUCAUGGUUCACCUCACCCUUUGUAAUGAAGUAGAAGCCAAGCAGCUUAUUUUAAAAACAUUAAUGAAGGAUGCUGAUAGAGUGAAAACUAAUUUAGGGCUUACUGAAAGACAAAUGCUCCAAAAAAGUCUAUCAGAUGCCCAAAAUCAUGUGGAUUUCCUUAGUGAACUGGUUUGGCAGAGAAGAAAGCACUUAAAUAAGACAUUAUCUGAAAGGACUCAAUUCUUCCUAGCAGCCCUUCAAGCCAUGAAUCAAAUUAAACAAUAUGAGAAGAAGGUAAUAUUCCAUGAACAUACCUGUCUGCUACCAGAAGAUGUGAGCAAACAGAUCAGGUCUUGUAAGAGUAUACAAGCCAGCCUUAAGGUUUACCAAAGUGAAAUCUCUGGACUGUGGUCUCAAGGGAGGAACCUUAUGAAGGAAACAACAGAACAAGAGAAAAGUGAAGUGUUGGAUAAACUACAAGUGUUGCAGAACAUGUAUGAUAUUAUUUUACAAAAAUGUGGCCAGCGAGUAAUAGAUCUGGAAAAACAUACAGUUUCUAGGAAAUAUUUUAAAGAAGAUUUGGAUAAAGCAUGCCACUGGUUAAAACAAUGUGAUAUUGUUUCAUUCCCAGAAAUCAAUUUAAUGAAUAGUAAUACAGAACUUUAUUCUCAAUUAGCUAAGUAUCAGCAGAUUCUUGAACAGUUUCCUGAAUAUGAAAACCUUUUAUUGAUAAUUCAAAAAGAUGGCCAGGAAAUUUUACCAUCCCUUAAUGAAAUGGAUCGUUCCUACCUUGAGGAAAAACUCAGUGCCUUGCCUCAACAAUUUAAUAUGAUCAUUGCUUUGGCUAAAGAUAGGUUCUGUAAAGUCCAAGAAGCAAUUACAGCCCGUAAAGAAUAUGCAUCAUUAAUUGAACUGACAACAAGGGCAUUGUCUGAACUGGAAGAUCAGCUUGUAAAUUUGCGUAAAACCCCCUCCACUCUUACAGCUAGAGAAGUUGUGUCACUUCUGGAAGAUUACAAAAAUGUCCUAAGUGAAGUCACAAGCCUUGGCAGUGCAAUAGAUGAAUUAAAUCAGAAGAAGGAAGCUUUUCGAAGCUCUGGGCAGCCGUGGCUACCAGAAGAGAUGUUAACGCUUGCUACGCUGUAUCACAAAUUAAAACGGCAGACAGAACAGAAAAUUAACCAACUAGAAGACAUGAUGGUGACUUAUCAGGAACAUGAAGAAAUGUGUAAGCAGCUUGGGAUGAAACUAAAUUCCAUAAAAGAAAAAGAAGCAGAAGUGAAUGAAGAAACCCUUCCAGCUGAGCAAAAGCUAAAAAUGUACCAUUUCUUAGCUGGUAGUCUUCAGGAUUCUGGGAUCCUUUUAAAACACAUUGCUGAACAUCUUGAAGGGCUUUCUUCCCAGAUUGACCCAUCUGUUCAUGAAGGAGCUGAUCGCCAAGUGCGAAUUUGGCAGGAAAUGAUGAAAGUAUUGCACACUUCCAUUGGGGAUAAAGUGGUGGAGUGUGAAAACAGGCUGGUAGAAAGCAUAGAUUUUCAAACUGAAAUCUCUCGCUCCCUGGAUUGGCUGCAACAGAUCAAAGCAGACCUGAACGAACCAUUAAACAUGGAUGUAAAACUGAAUAGCAUUCAAGAAGAGAUUCGCAAAGUUCAGAUCCAACAGGAAGAAGUACAAUCUAGCCUAAGGAUAAUGAGAGCACUAAGCAAUAAAGAAAAAGAAAAAUAUAUGAAAGCCAAAGAACUGGUUCCUGUAGACUUGGAAAACAGCCUUAUUGAGCUCUCUAAACUCAACAGUGAAGUCCAGGAAGCAAUACAAAAGAGGCAGGAAAAUUUGACUAAAUUAUAUAGUCUUUGCCAAAAAUACUACCAAGUUUCCCAGACUGCUAACAACUGGCUUGAAGAUGCUCAGAUAUUGCUCCAAUUUGCACAAAAUGGCCUUGACACAGAAAAUUCAGAAGAAAACCUAAGAAACCAUGAAGAAUUUUUUAAUACUGAAAAACAGUUCCGACUCCAUUUGAAAGAACUAAAGAUGCUUGUGUCUGACAUGGAGCCAUUCAUUCAGAACCUCAGAAAAGAAGAUCUGGAGCAGAAAGUGAGGGCUUUAGAAGAUAAGAGCAUGGAAAUAGAACAAGAAGAACCAUGUCAGAAAGAAUUAUUACAAAGGUGUGUUUCUCAGUGGCAAGAAUACCAAAUAGCAAGACAACACAUCAUUGACUUGAUGAAUGAAUCUGAAAAGACAUUAUCUGAAUUUUCUGUAGCUAAAACUUUUUCCCAACUGGAAGCAGAGGAAAAAUUAAUAUCACAUAAGUCUCUGGUCUCUACAGUAAACUCUUUUCAUGAGACAAUCACUUCACUGGAGGAAAAGGCAUCCUUCCUGGAGAAAACAGGCAACAUAGCCAGUAAGGGAACCAUAAGUCAGUCUAUGACAGCUGUCUGGCAGCGGUGGGCCAGACUCAGAAGCAUUACCCAAGAGCAAGAAAGGAUUUUGGAAGAAUCAGUGCAGAAAUGGAAUGUAUUUAAUGAUAAGAUGCAAAAAGCAACAGAGACUCUUGAUCAGCUGCAUGAACGUUUACCAGAAGGCUCAGUCGAAAAAGCUUCAAAGAACGAACUUCUGGAUCUUCUAGAUUAUCACAGUAAUUUCAUUCUAGAGCUUGAACAGCAACUAUCAUCCUUGGGCCUCCUGAAACAGCAUUCUUUUAGCUUGCUCCAAGAUAUAGAAAUAACACCUAGCUCCCAGGAACAAAUGCCCAUCAUACAAGAAAUCAAAGCAAUGCAAGACAGAUGCCAUAACAUGCAACAGAAGGUGAAAAAAAGUGAGAAAAUAGUUAAACAAGAAUUAAAGGAACGUGAAGAAGUGGAAAAAGAUAUUAAUAAAGUAAAAAUUUGGAUUCAGGAAGGCAGAGAAUAUUUAUUAAAUCCUACGAUAGAAAGCGAUACUCAACUUGAAAAACUUCAGACACUCCUGAAGGAAGCCACUAUGCACCGUCAAGCAGUUGAGAAAAUGGCUGAACAGCAGCAGAAUAAAUACUUGGGACUUUAUACCAUUUUACCUUCUGAGCUGUCUCUUCAGUUAGCAGAAGCAGGCUUGGCACUAGUAAAUAUGCAUGAGCAGAUUGAAGCCAAAGUAAAAGAUGCUCAGCAGCACAAAACAUUAAAUCAAGAAUUUAACCACAAAAUUCAAGACGUGGCCAAAGAGCUUGAUUCAAUUCAACUGAAAUUGAAAGAGAAGACUAAUAAUAUCACACAAGCUAAAAGAGAUCAAAAGAAUCUGGAUGAAGAAGUAGACAGCUGUAACAUAAAGCUUCUGGAACUUGAGGCAGCUGUCCAAAGCUUUGCAGAGCAGAACCCUCAGCUAGGUAAACAGCUGGCUGGCAAAAUUAAUAAACUGACAGAAUUCCACCAACAAAUAAUUAGGGAAGCGGAAUACAGGGCAUCAAAGCUAAAUCAGGCUGUUUCUCAUAUAGAUGAAUAUAAUGAAAUGCUAGAAUUCAUAUUAAAAUGGAUUGAAAAAGCUAACAUUUUAUUACAUGGUAACAUAAUGUGGAAUUCUGCUACUAUACUUCGCAAUCAAUUUAUGUCUCAUCAGGCCAUGUUUGAAGAGGCCGGUGAGCUUCCUAGGGAUCUUGAAACUAUGAAUGAAAAAACAGAAUACUUGGCAAGUGUGUAUUUCACUGAAGCCAUGUCUCAGCAAGUGUCAGAUCUUCGCAGGCAGACUGAGGAUUUACAGCAGGCUAUCAAACACCGGCUACAAAAUAUUCAGGAUGCAGCAAAAGAUAUGAAGAAAUUUGAAACAGAGGUGAAAGCUCUUCAUACAGCUUUAGAGCAAGCUCAAGCCACUCUGACAUCUCCAGAAAUUGGUCGUUUGAGUCUGAAAGAACAACUUUCUCACCGACAGCAUUUGCUUUUGGAAAUGGAAUUAUUGAAGCCAAAGGUUCAUGCAGUCCAAGCUUGUCAGAGUGCUUUACGGAUCCCUGAAGAAGUUCUCACUACUCUACCAAUAUGUCACGCAGCUCUUAGGCUGCAGGAGGAUGCCAGUCAUCUACAGCAUACAGCUAUCCAGCAGUGCAAUAUAAUGCAGGAAGCAGUAGUGCAGUAUGAGCAGUAUGAACAAGAGAUGAAAUAUCUACAGCAAAUGAUAGAAAAAGCCCAUUACGAGAUUCAAGAGAAGCCCAUAUCUACAAGUAACAUCCAAGAAUUGGAAGCCCAGAUUUCAUGCCACGAGGAGCUGGCACAGAAGAUCAAAGGCUACCAAGAGCAAAUUGCAUCUCUCAAUUCAAAGUGCAAGAUGCUAACAAUGAAAGCCAAGCACGCUACUAUGCUGCUGACAGUGACAGAAGUGGAAGGGCUUUCAGAAAGAAUGGAGGAGUUGGAUUCAGAAGACAUGCUUCCUGCACAUACUGCUCACUCGUCCAUAGUGAUGAUGACUGCUGGUCGCUGUCACACACUUCUGUCACCAGUUACUGAGGAAUCUGGGGAAGAGGGAAGCAACAGUGAGAUCUCUUCUCCUCCCGCCUGUCGCUCUCCUUCACCUGUGGCUAAUGCUGAUGCUUCUGUUAAUCAGGACAUUGCUUAUUAUCAAGCCUUAUCUGCUGAACAGUUGCAGACAGAAGCAUCCCAAAUUCAGCCUAGCGCUCCGAUUGCUCAGGAAUCCUGUGAACUAAGAUUAGAAACCAUUUCCAGUACUAAAUUGGAUGAUUUACAACGUUCUUGGGAGACCCUGAAAAAUGUGAUUAGUGAAAAACAGCGUACACUUUAUGAGGCUCUUGAACGUCAGCAGAAAUACCAAGAUUCUCUUCAGUCUAUAUCAACCAAAAUGGAAGCCAUUGAGGUGAAAUUAAAUGACACUCUAGACAGUCAUAAGAGUCCAGAAAGCCAGAUGGCUGGCCACCAGGCUUUGAUGGAUGAGAUUCUGAUGCUCCAAGAGGAAAUAAGUGAGCUACAAACCUCAUUAGCGGAGGAAUUGGUGUCUGAACCGCUAGACGCAGAUGCUGCUGAGCAGUUGGCUCUGCAGUCCACGCUUACCGUGUUAGCAGAGAGAAUGGCCACUAUCAAGAUGAAAGCUUCAGGAAAACAGCAGCUUCUUGAGGAGAAACUCAACGAGCAACUAGAAGAGCAGCGUCAAGAGCAGGCUCUGCAAAGGUAUCGCUCUGAAGCAGAUGAACUUGAUCACUGGCUUCUGAACACGAAAGCAUCUCUAAAUACUACGCUGGUGACUGAAGAGGAGCCCAUGGAUAUGGAUUCUCAACUGGUUGACUGCCAGAAUAUGCUUGUGGAAAUUGAGCAGAAGGUGGUGACUUUGUCUGAGCUGUCCGUACACAAUGAAAACCUCCUCAUGGAAGGAAAAGCUCAAACCAAGGGUGAGGCUGAGCAACUGGCACUGAAACUCAGAACGCUAAAGGGAAGUCUUCUGGAACUACAGAGAAUCCUUCACGACAAGCAAAUCAAUAUCCAGCAGGGCGCUGUACAGGAAAAAGAAGAAUGUAAAUCAGAUGUGGUCACAUCUCAAGAUCCCAGUGUCCAGGAGUGGCUGGCCCAGGCACAAACAACCCGUUCACAACAGCAGCUAAGCAUCAUACAAAGACAGAAAGAACUAGAGAAGGAACUAGCAGAACAAAAGAGUCUUCUUCGUUCAGUGGCAAGUCAUGGAGAAGAAAUUUUAACUCAGUCAUUUUCAGAUAUAUCUUAUUCUAGCAAGAAGCCAGAUACACUAACGGAAGAGCUGAGUUUAGAAGGAGAAAAGCCCUCAAGCGAAGAUCAAAUGAAAAUGAAAUGGGAAAGCCUAAAUCAAGAAUUCAGCAUCAAGCACAGGCUUCUGCAGAAUGCUCUGCAACAAGAACAAGAGCAGUCAGUUUACAGUAGACCAAACAGGCUGAUGUCUGGCAUGUCAUUGCACAAAGAAGAAGGCAAGGCUCAAGAUAAAGCAUCAGUUAAAUCUUUACUGCUUGGUUUGAAUGAGGCUUUCAAAAGUGUUCCUUCCCAGGCUAGAGGUGCUGAAAAGGAGAGUCUGCAGUUUGAGCAAAAACUAUACAGAGGAGUUUCAGCCACCUCAUCUUGGCUAGAUGGUAUUGAAGAACAUUUGUUUGUUGCCACGACCCUAUUACCUGAAGUGACAGAAACAUGUGUUGAUAAUCAAGAAUCUCUUGCUAAAGAUAUCAAGGAAAUGACAGAAAAAAUGGAUAAGAGCAAGGAUUUAUUUUCUCACAUGUUUCCUGAGAGUGCUGAUAACCGAGAUGUUAUAGAAGACACUUUGGACAGUUUGUUACAGAGACUAACAUUACUAGAUACACUAGUAAAUCAAAAAUGCCAACAUAUGAAAGAGAGACUUCAGCAGAUACUGAAUUUUCAGAAUGACCUGAAGCUGAUGUUUACUUUAUUGGCUGAUAAUAAGUAUAUUGCACUGGAGAAACUAGCGGAAGCACUUGAACGCCCUGAAAUGGAACAAAUACAGGCUAUUGAGCAAGUAGAACAUGGACUGAAAGAAUUAGAUGCAGGUAUCACUGAAUUAAAGAAACGUGGAUAUAAACUACAACUUGAUCAAUCUUUCAUGCAAGAAUUAUCCAAACUUCAGGAUAUGUAUGAUGAGUUGAUCAAGAUCAUAGGAUCACGGCGCAGUGGAUUGAACCAAAAUCUGGCACUGAAGGGACAGUAUGACCAAGCUUUGGAGGAUCUGGCUGACCUGAUUGAAACUGGGAAAGAAAAGAUGGCAGGUGAUCAAAAACUGAUAGUUGCCUCCAAAAAGGAAAUCCAAAAGCUUCUUGACAAGCACAAGGAAUAUUUCCAAGGACUAGAGACACACACGAUCCUAACAGAAACACUUUUUAGAAAAAUAAGCAGCUUUGCUCUUGUGAAGGAAACUCAGAUCCAUGCAGAUCUAAUGGCACAAGGCACUGUGGUGUUAAAACAAGCUCAUAAGAAAGGAGUGGAACUGGAAUAUAUUCUAGAGACUUGGACACAUUUAGAAGAAGACUAUCAGGAACUCUCAGAGCAGUUGGAGGCUGUUGAAACCAACAUUCCUGGUGUUGGCUUGGUAGAGGAAUCUGAGGAAAGGCUUACUGAUCGGAUUGCACUUUAUCAGCAUCUGAAAUCUAGUCUUACUCAACACCAACCCAAACUUUAUCAAGUGCUGGAUGAUGGGAAAAAACUACUGUUCUCUGUCACGUCUUCAGAAUUGGAAACUCAGCUGAAUCAAAUAGGGGAGCAUUGGUUAAAUACUACCAACAAAGUUACCAAGGAACUACACAGACUGGAAACUAUACUUAAACUCUGGACAAGAUAUCAGAAUGACUCGGCUGAGCUGAUUCAUUGGCUCCAGUCAGCAAUGGACCGUCUGACAUAUUGGACCCAGCAAUCUAUUACAGUCCCUCAAGAACUAGAAAUGACUCGAGAUCAUCUGAAUGCAUUUUUGGAAUUUUCCAAAGAAGUUGAUGCAAAGUCAUUCCAGAAAUCUACUGUUCUGAGCACUGGAAAUCAUCUUCUCCGGCUGAAGAAGGUGGAUACGGCAUCUCUGAGGGCUGGACUGUCACAAAUUGAUAAUCAGUGGACAGAACUACUCAUACAGAUUCCAGUAGUACAGGAAAAACUGCAUCAGCUCCAAAUGGAUAAACUUCCUUCUCGCCAUGCCAUCACAGAAGUCAUGAGCUGGAUUUCUUUGAUGGAAAAUGCUAUUUCUAAGGAUGAAGAAAACAUAAAAAAUAUAGUAGGACACCAAGCUGUCCAGGAAUACCUCCAGAAAUAUAAGGGCUUUAAGAUUGAUGUAAACUGUAAGCAGUUAACCGUGGACUUCGUUAACCAAUCCGUGCUACAGAUUAGUAGCCAGGAUGUGGAAAGUAAGCGUAGUGACAAGACAGAUUUUGCCGAACAACUUGGAAUGAUGAACAGGCGUUGGCAGAUUUUGCAGAGUCUGAUAAUGGAAAAGAUUCAAUUGUUGGAAGGUUUUCUUGAAUCAUGGACAGAGUAUGAAAAUAAUAUUCAGAGCCUAAAAACCUGGUUUGAAACUCAAGAGACAAAAUUGAAGGAAAAACAGAGAAUUGGAGAUCAAGCUUCAGUUCAAAAUGCCCUGAAAGACUGUCAGGAACUUGAAGAUCAAUUAAAAACAAAAGAGAUAGAACUUGAAAAAAUUGAACAGACUGGUUUUUCCUUAAUACAAAACAAAAAAGAAGAAGUCUGUGUUGCUGUUAUGGAUACCCUCCAGAAGCUAAAUAAUUCUUGGGCAAAUUUGGACCACCAGGUAGGUCAGCUGAAAACACUGUUACAAUCAGUCCUUCAUCAGUGGAGAGUUUACAAAGGAUCUUAUGAAGAACUUAAUAGCUACAUAAUGGAAGCAAGGUAUUCUCUGUCUCGCUUUCAUCUUCUUACUGGCUCUUUGGAAGCAGUGAAAGUCCAAGUAGAUAAACUUCAGAAUUUGCUAGAUGAAUUGCAAAAGCAAGACCAUCGCUUACAAAAAUUUGGGUCAGUGACCAAUGCACUAUUGAAAGAAUGCCAUCCACCAGUUACAGAGGCCCUUAGUAAUACUUUGAAGGAAAUGAACUUAAGAUGGAAUAACCUUCUAGAAGAAAUUGCAGAGCAUUUGCAUUCCAGUAAAGGUUUGCUUCAGCUCUGGCAGAAGUAUAAAAAUUAUUACAUGCAAUGCACUUCCACUGUCCGGCAGUAUGAGGACCGAACAAAUGAACUUUUGAAGGCUGAAAUCAAUAAGGACACUGUUGAUGAUGAAGUCACUGCUUGGAUUCAUGACUGCAAUGAUCUACUUAAAGGCAUGAAGACAAUGCAAGAUUCUCUAUCUGUUCUGCAUGAACUAGGGGAACAGCUGAAGCAGCAAGUGGAUUCUUCUGCAGCAGCAGCUAUCCAGUCCGGCCAACUCUUACUAAAUCAGAAUUUAGCUUCUUUAGAGCAGGGACUCAACAGACAGCAGUCAAUAUUACAGGCAGGAGUUCAAGAUUACCAGACCUUUAAUCACAGUCUGGCAGGACUGGAGCAGUGGACAAAGCAAGCGGGAGAGAUGCUGAAAACGCAAGAUCCAAGCCACUCAUCGGACUCAUCCCUCAUUCGGAACAGAAUGGAAGAGCUUAAAUGCCAGAUGCUGAAAUUCAGCAGCAUGGCACCAGAUUUGGAUCGUCUAAAUGAACUGGGGUAUAGGUUGCCCCUGAAUGAUAAAGAAAUCAAAAGGAUGCAAAAUCUGAAUAGAUGCUGGUCAGUGAUUUCUUCACAAAGUACUGAAAGAUUCAGUAAGCUACAGUCCUUCAUGCUGCAGCAACAAACUUUCCUAGAAAAAUGUGAGACUUGGAUGGAGUUCUUGGUUCAAACUGAGCAGAAACUGGCUGCAGAAAUUUCAGGAAACUACCAGCUUCUUUUAGAACAACAGAGGGCGCACGAGCUUUUCCAAGCGGAGAUGUUUAGUCGCCAACAGAUUUUACAUUCUAUCAUCAUGGAUGGCCAAAACCUUCUUGAGCAAGGGCAAGUAGAUGAUAGGGAUGAAUUUAAUUUGAAACUGGCAUUGCUCAGUAAUCAGUGGCAAGCGGUAAUUCGUAGAGCCCAGCAGAGAAGGGGCAUCAUUGACAGUCAGAUUCAUCAGUGGCAACGAUACAGAGGAAUGGCAGAGAAACUGCGCAAGUGGUUGAUGGAAGUGACUUGUCAAUCAGCAAGUGGGCUGGGCGGUGUUCCUAUCCCACUGCAGAGAGCUAGAGGCCUGUUGGAUGAAAUGCAGCUCAUAGAGAAAGUGCUUCUUCGCCAACAAGGGAGCUACAUUUUAACAGUGGAAGGUGGAAAACAGCUGCUACUCUGUGCUGAUGGUGAGACAGAAGGAUCCCUACAGAAAGAACUUACAGAAAUCCAAGAGGGCUGGAAAUUAGCAAACCUCAGACUUGAACAACAGAAAAAGCAGCUCACCUUACUAUUAAAAGACUGGGAAACAUGUGAAAAAGGCAUAUCAAAUUCCUUGGAGAAGCUAAAAUCCUUGAAGCAGAAGCUUUCCCAACCAUUGCCAGACCACCAUGAUGAGCUCCAUGCAGAACAGAUUCGCUGCAAGGAACUAGAGAGUGCUGCUGAGGGAUGGACCAAUGACCUUUCUCAUUUGAACUUAUUAAAGGAGACCCUGUCUGGUUUCAUUAGUGCAGAAGACAUUUCGGUACUCAACGAGCGUAUUGAAUUGUUGCACAGACAAUGGGAAGAACUAUGUCACCAGGUUUCCUUGAGGAGGCAGCAGGUUAGUGAGAGGCUGAAUGAAUGGGCAGUCUUCAGCGAGAAGAACAAAGAUCUCUGUGAAUGGUUGACCCAAAUGGAGAGUAAAGUUUCCCAGAAUGGAGAUAUCCUCAUUGAAGAAAUGAUUGAAAAACUCAAAAAGGAUUAUCAAGAGGAAAUUGCAGUUGCCCAAGAGAAUAAAACGCAGCUUCAGGAAAUGGGAGAGCGGCUUGCUAAAGCAAGCCAUGAAAGCAAAGCUCUGGAGAUUGAGUAUAAACUUGGCAAGGUCAAUGACCGGUGGCAACAUCUUUUAGAUCUCAUUGCAGCCAGGAUGAAAAAACUGAAGGAGACCUUGGUGGCAAUCCAGCAAUUGGAUAAGAACAUGAGCAUCUUGAAAUCUUGGCUCGCCCACAUUGAAUCAGAGUUAUCCAAAGCCAUUGUUUAUGAAACUUGUGAUUCCGAGGAGAUUCAAAGGAAACUAAAUGAACAGCAGGAACUUCAAAGAGACAUAGAGAAACAUAGCACUGGGGUUGCAUCUGUCCUCAAUCUCUGUGAAGUUCUUCUCCAUGAUUGUGACGCUUGUGCUACUGAAACAGAAUGUGAUUCCAUUCAGCAAGCCACAAGGAACUUGGAUCGAAGAUGGCGGAAUAUUUGUGCCAUGUCAAUGGAAAGGCGACUCAAAAUUGAAGAGACGUGGAGACUAUGGCAGAAGUUUUUGGAUGAUUAUUCUCGCUUUGAAGAUUGGUUGAAAAUUUCCGAAAGGACGGCUGCUUUGCCCAGUUCUUCCGGGGUAUUAUAUACUGUUGCUAAAGAAGAACUAAAGAAAUUUGAGGCUUUUCAACGUCAAGUACAAGAAAGUUUAACUCAGCUAGAACUGAUCAACAAACAGUACCGACGCUUGGCCAGAGAAAACCGCACUGAUUCUGCUGGCAGCCUCAAGUUGAUGGUCCACGAGGGAAACCAAAGAUGGGACAAUUUGCAAAAACGAGUGAUCGCCAUCCUCCGCAGACUUAAACAUUUCAUUGGCCAACGUGAAGAAUUUGAGACGGCACGUGACAGCAUUUUGGUCUGGCUUACAGAGAUGGACUUGCAGCUCACCAACAUAGAACACUUCUCAGAGUGUGAUGUUCAAGCAAAGAUAAAGCAACUCAAGGCUUUUCAACAGGAGAUCUCCCUGAACAACAACAAAAUUGAGCAAAUCAUUGCCCAGGGUGAGCAACUAUUAGAAAAGAGUGAGCCUUUAGAUGCAGCUGUCAUUGAGGAAGAGUUGGACGAGCUGCGACGUUAUUGCCACGAGGUCUUUGGCAGAGUAGAAAGAUACCACAAAAAAUUAAUUCGUCUUCCACUCACAGAUGAUGAGCACGAGUUAUCCGAUCAUGAAGUGGAUCUGGAUGAAUCAGCAGAUCUUUCUGACCUGCACUGGCAUGAGAAAUCUGCAGACAGUGUCCUUUCCCCGCAUCCUUCCUCCAUUCUCUCACUGUCUCUUCCCCAGCCUCUCCGAAGUGAAAGGUCAGGGCGGGAUACACCAGCUAGUGUAGAUUCCAUCCCCUUGGACUGGGAUCAUGACUAUGACCUGAGUCGUGACCUGGAGACAGCUGUUUCAAGAGCCCUUCACUCUGAUGAAGAAGGGAGGGAGGACAAAGAUUUUUAUCUUCAAGGAGCUACAAGCCUGACAGAUGUAGUGAUUCCUGAGAGCCCUGAAGCCUAUAUAAAACAUACUGAAAAUGCUCUCAAAAAUGUCUGUGGAGAACCAGGUUCCUUGGAAACACAUAUUCGGCAGCUUGACAAAGCUUUGGACACAAGUCGUUUUCAAAUACAGCAAACGGAGAAUAUAAUCCGCAGUAAAACCCCUACAGGGCCUGAGCUAGAUUCUAGCUACAAAGGAUAUAUGAAGCUUCUGGGUGAGUGCAGCAGGAGUAUAGAUUCAGUAAGGCGGCUUGAACAUAAACUGAAAAAAGAAGAGGAAAAGCUGUCUGGAUUUAUUAACCUGAACAGUACAGAGACACAAACAUCUGGUGUGAUUGAUCGAUGGGAGUUAAUUCAGGCCCAAGCCUUAAGUAAAGAACUGAGAAUGAAGCAGAAUCUUCAACAGUGGCAGCAGUUCAGUUCUGACCUAAACAAUAUCUGGGUUUGGCUGGGAGAAACGGAAGAGGAAUUGGAGCAAUUGCGUUGCCUUGAUCUUAGCACAGACAUACAGACCAUUGAGUUCCGGAUUAAAAAACUGAAAGAGCUACAGAAGGCUGUUGACAAUCGCAAAGCCAUCGUUUUGUCCAUCAACCUAUGCAGUUCAGAAUUUAUGCAGUCGGACAGUGAGGAAAGCAAGCAACUGCAGGAACAACUGUCUCAAAUGAACAUGCGCUGGGACCAUGUCUGUUCUAUGUUAGAAGAAUGGCGCUGCUCCCUACAGAGUGCUCUCAUGCAAUGUCAGGAUUUCCAUGAGAUGAGCCAUGGCUUAUUAUUAUGGCUGGAGAACAUCGACAGGAGAAAAAACGAAAUAGUACCUAUCAAUCCAAAUCAUGACUGUGAUACUCUGCAGGAUCAUCACAGACUUCUUAUGCAAAUACGACGUGAGCUUCUAGAAUCUCAGUUAAAAGUGGCCUCUCUUCAAGACAUGUCCUGCCAGCUGCUAGUCAACGCUGAAGGCAGGGAUUGUCUAGAAGCCAAGGAAAAGGUCCAUGUCAUUGGAAACAGAUUAAAAAUGCUCCUGAAAGAUGUGACACGUCACAUUAGAGAACUAGAGAAGAUUCUAGAUAUUUCAAGUAGUCAGUUGGACCUAUCCUCCUGGUCUUCUGCUGAUGAACUGGACACAUCAGGAUCCCUCAGUCCAGUAUCUGGAAGAAGCACUCCAAGCCGACAGAGAAUGCCACGAGGCAAAUGUAAUGUCUCACAGCCUGGACCCUCUGUCAGCAGUCCACAUAGCAGGCCCACAAGAGGUGGCUCCGGUUCCUCCCGUUCUGAAAACCCGGGGCAUCGGUCGCAACCACAGCAUUGCUUCUUCCUCAGGGUGCUGAGAGCUGCUCUCCCUCUCCAGCUUCUCUUGCUGCUUCUGGUGGCCCUCGCCUGCUUGGUUCCAGCGAGCGAGGAGGACUAUAGCUGCACCCUCUCAAAUAACUUUGCACGCUCCUUCCAUCCCAUGCUUAGAUACACCAAUGGCCCGCCGCCUUUAUGAAAAGAUUGCCAGCAGCUCAAUAAUAUUUCAAAUGCAGUACCCAGAGUUCAAUAGGAUUUCCACGAGCUCCCUGCCUACAUAAGUAAAUUAAAUGUCUAUCAGUAUCAAUAUGAGCCAUGGAAUACAUGAAUUGGGCCAUUAAAGACUUGCAUCUCCUCCAUGGACUUCGACUAAGUAAUAUAAAGUUUUUCUCCCCAAACAGCAUCCAGGCUUUUUUCAGCUACUUUUAUAAUUUUCAUCAUCACUCUAUACUAUACCUAGCAGGGGACUUCAGUUUGAAGAAGGACCAGUAUGUACUGCUCAUAUAGAGUUAUUAUACAAUCUUUAUUUAACUACUGGCAUUUUAAACUAAACUUACACAUAAACCUAUAUACUUGUAAGAAACAACCUGGAGUGAUUUUAGAAACCAUUGUAACAUACAAUUUUAAAAGCUUGCAAGGCAGCGUAUUAUUUUCCCCAUUUUUGGUGGGGUUUUGAGUGAGGCAUGAUGUUCUAAUCUUUGCUUUGAAUGCACAAAUUGUAAAUGGCACAUUUUAUAAUUUAAAAGAAAUAUGUAAGAAAUGAAAUCAUGAAAACUUUAUGAACAACCAUGGAUAUUAAGUAUUAAAAAUAUUUAUGUAUGUACAGUU